Cololabis saira (Pacific saury) is the source of this 1281-nucleotide messenger RNA. RefSeq names its product PAXIP1 associated glutamate-rich protein 1 (gene pagr1). NCBI's taxonomy places the organism in Eukaryota, Metazoa, Chordata, Actinopteri, Beloniformes, Belonidae. The coding region runs from base 307 to 1137 and encodes 276 amino acids. The record is from RefSeq and is a predicted model, not a curated record. The transcript is spliced from 5 exons.
CUGCGCUUAAGCGUAGAUCUCAAUAACAUCCACCUUGACAAGUUUAUGGAUAAACCUGUAGUGGGUCGCUCAUCCGUAUGUUAUUUUAAUCAGCGGGACAGCGGAGUUCCGCGGAUCAAGCGGCAGGUCGUCACAAGUGUCCCUGCAGCCAAAAUGGCGCUAUGUUUACGUCCCUGCAUAAUCGUGUAUUAUGUUUCCGUGAUUACAAAGCUUGGGAGAUAAUUUUGCCGAACAUUUGACCACAGCAGUAAGCAUUCGCGAAAAACAGUAGAUCUGUGGCAGUACGGUCCACCAGGAGCCAGAAGGAUGCAGGCUGAAGCCUCGGACUCUUCACUGAGAGAGGGCUUGGAGGCUCUGGACGUGCAGGACUCAGAGAAAGCUGCAGCAGACAAAGAGGAACAGUUCAUCUCGAAGCAACGGGACACUGAGGGCACAGCUACGGCAGAGGAGCGCGACACUGCAGCUAAAGAUGAAACAGAUGGAAACAUGGAUGAAGUGGAAGGAAAUAGACAAGCGGAUAAACCUCAGGCAGACACAGGAGCUGGUGCUGAAGCGGGGAAGCAGACUGCAGAAGCAGACGGUGAAUGGGAGCUUCCAUACAGCGACGAGGAAAUAGAAGAACCCAAAAACUGGAUGCCUCCUACUUCUGAGAUCAAAAGACUCUAUGAGCUCCUGGCUAAAGGAGAGAUGUUGCAAUUGAACUUUGUUCCCCUCCCAAGAAGACCCCCCACACCUGAACGCACCCCUUCGCCAGAGAGAGACGAAGAGGAAGAUGCUGUGAAGGAAAGAGAAAGGCAGGAUAAAGAUCGCAAGCCUCUAAGUCCGACUGAGUUUGACUUUGAUGAGGAGCAAAUGCAAUCCACUCCAAAAAAUGCCUUCAUCAACAGACGCAGAACACCAGGAUCUUCUGCUCGCUCUUCUGUGAAAAGAGAAGCACGUCUGGACAAAGUAUUGUCUGACAUGAAGCGCCAUCGAAAAAUUGAGGAGCAGAUAAUGCGCACAGGGCGAGAUCUCUUCAAGACUGAGAAGAAGGUGGAGGAGGCCCUUUCCCCAAACAGCCAGAAGGAGCGGGAGAAGGAGAGGGAAAGAGACAGUAAUCCGAACACCAUCUUCUCCCCAAGGCAGAGGAGAUACUAAAGUAUUUAGAGACGAGGACUUGCCCGCAGGCAAAUGAGGCAGAGAGCUUCUUAAAGCUUUCACAAAACUUGAAUUUUUUUAAUGUAACUAGUUUUGUAUGUUUUAUGUGUUUUUUGUAUAACGGCAAUAAAAAUUUUAACCUUG